UCCUUGCAAACUUUCCCGAGGAAAUGUCUCUGCAAAAGUUGUUUUUCUUCAAAGAAACUCGGCUCCGGGGCUGUUUCCUCGCCCUCUGACUGGAUUUCCCGGCGGUGCCUGCUGCUUGCAUGUCAAGCUUCCUGUGUUUGUCACACAGACAGACAGCUCGCAGCCAUGGAUGGACCCGCUGACAAGGGCUGAGCUAGGUCGAGACCGUUAGCUCUGCAAAAAUCAAUAAAUUACCUUCACUCCGCUCGUGCAGCGCCCCUCAUCCUGCAGAGAGAAACGCCUGCAUUAGCGGGGCUUCUCCUGCACAGCCACUGACUUCAGCCGGGUGAAGUUUCUCGGGACCUCGGAUCAUGGCUCGGGACUACACGGCCAAGAGCUUAGACAACAUCGACCUGGCUGCGCUCAGGGAUCCAGCUGGGAUAUUUGAACUGGUGCAAGUAGUUGGAAACGGGACAUAUGGACAAGUCUAUAAGGGCCGCCACGUUAAAACAGGACAACUAGCAGCAAUCAAGGUUAUGAAUGUUACUGAGAACGAGGAGGAAGAAAUCAAACUGGAAAUAAAUAUGUUAAAGAGAUAUUCUCAUCACCGGAAUAUUGCGACGUAUUAUGGAGCAUUUGUAAAGCAGAGCCCUGCAGGCCAGGAUGAUCAGCUCUGGUUGGUGAUGGAAUAUUGUGGAGCUGGCUCUGUAACAGAUUUGGUAAAGAAGACAAAAGGUAACUGUUUCAAGGAGGACUGGAUUGCGUAUAUCUGCAGAGAGGUUCUCAGGGGUUUGGCACAUCUUCAUUUGAAUCACGUUAUCCACCGAGAUAUUAAAGGACAGAACGUUCUCUUAACAGAAAAUGCAGAAGUAAAACUAGUGGAUUUUGGGGUAAGCGCUCAACUGGAUAGGACAAUUGGGAGAAGAAAUACAUUCAUCGGAACUCCGUAUUGGAUGGCGCCCGAGGUCAUAGCUUGCGAGGAGAACCAAGACUCAACGUACGAUUACAGAAGUGACUUGUGGUCUCUGGGAAUCACAGCUAUAGAAAUGGCAGAAGGAGCUCCUCCCCUGUGUGAUAUGCAUCCCAUGAGAGCUCUCUUUCUCAUUCCACGAAACCCUCCCCCAAAACUGAAAUCCAGAAAAUGGUCCAAGAAAUUUCUUAAUUUUGUUGAAAGUUGCCUAGUUAAAAAUUACUUGCAUCGUCCAUCCACUGAAACUUUGCUUAAGCAUUCCUUUAUCCGAGACAUGCAGAAUGAACGGCAAGUGCGCAUCAUGCUGAAAGACCACCUGGACAGGACCAGGAAGAAAAAGGGAGAGAAAGACGAAACAGAGUAUGAGUAUACUGGAAGUGAGGAAGAAGAUGAUGAACUGGAUGAAGAUGAAGGAGAACCAAGUUCCAUAGUUAAUCUCCCUGGUGAAUCAACGCUCCGUCGUGAAUUUUUGAGGCUGCAGCAGGAGAACAAAAACCGGUCUGACCCUCAUCGACAGCAGCAGCUCCAGCAGCAGCAGCUAAAGGACCAGGAGAAAUACAAAAAGCAGCUGCAGGCAGAUCGGCAGAAACGAAUCGAGCAAGAAAAAGAGCGGAGGAAGAGGCUGGAGGAUCAUCAGAAGAGAGAAGAGGAGCUCCGGAAGCAGCAAGAAUGUGAGCAGAGAUGGCCAGAAAUUAAGCCAGUUCAGCGGAGAGAUGAGAAGUGUGAGGAUGACAAGAGAAUUGUUGACGAGGAAAUGUGCAAAGUGGACGGACAGAGGAAAUCAGAAAGGAAGCAGAAAAAGGUGGAAGAAGUGCAGCACAAUAAGAAGCUACAUCGUACUCUUCCCAAAGAUCAGACCCAACUGCUGUCUCUUCAGCAUGACCACAAGCAAAAAAAGAGAGAGCUUCCAAAGAGCUCAAGUUCAGCAUCACAGCCUCCGCCAAGCAAAGAGGACGAGGACAGAAAGAAGAAAAAUGAUGGUCUGCAGACUCAUCUCAACUGGACAGCAGUUCUUGGACACAAAGUCACACCACAUACUAGACUAGGUUCUGGUAGUAGCUCUAGUCCUUGCACCCCAGCUUUGCAAAGAGCAGUGCUCGCACAGAGUGAAAACCUCCGGACCAGUAGAGAUGUAUACCACAGCAGUUCACUGUCAGACAUGGUGAUAACACCCAUGAGCCCAGGACAGGAUGAUGUAUUCUGGAGCGUUUGUCAAAAUGAAGAGCAGCCUCCAAAGGUUCCAGAAAGAACGACCUCUAAAUUUUACAGCAGGGAUCAUCUUGGUCAUCAGAAAUGUCCUUCAAGUAACGUGCAGCAGUCAUCCCCGGGGGGACAUGCUUUGAAACUAAGCAGCAGCAGCAGCAGCAACUCUCCUGGCAGCAGGCAAUGGGAGAUGGGAUCUCAUCUCAGCAAAAGAUCAACCUCAGGAUCGUCCAAGGCAGAGAGCCUGCUGUCCCAGAACCACCUGCAGCAGUGUAAGAAGUCUGAAAAUGCUCCUCACCCUACCCAGUUUUCAAGUCCAGCCUUCUUUGCCAAAGGGAAAGACGGUGCCACAGUAGCAGAAUAUUCAUCAUCCAGUGAUGAACUGCUCAGCAGCGAUGAAGAUGAUAUGAUUCAUACCAGGCAACUGCUAAGUAAUGGAAUGGCAGAUUUCUCAAGGACAAGAGUUCCAGAUGGAAUUGAACUGAAACCCCAAAGCAUUAUAAUAGAACAGAAGAAUCAUAUUGCGGGGAAACAAAGUUGUAGCACCCAGGAAGGACUGUGGAGCAUACACAACCAGAACUAUCUCCUGCCAGAUCUCCUACAGCAAAGCCAAAUUUCAGACUCCUCAGCAAACCAGCAAAAAGUUACCCAGAAUAGCCAAGGACCUCCGAACAAAUCUAUAUCAAGUGCUGAAAGUACGCCCUCAAAGGGUAGUUCAUCAUCUACCACAUCCUUUACUUCGUUCAUAGAUCCUAGACUACUACAAAUCUCAUCUCCCAGCAGUCCAGCAGGACCUACUUGUAGCUCUCCAUCUAGCCCCAAAGCAGAGCCUAUUAGGAGAGGGAAUGCAAGGAAAGGCUCUGUUGUCAAUGUCAACCCGACAAAUAUCCGGCCACAGAGUGACAGUCCAGAAAUUCGCAAAUACAAGAAGAAAUUUAAUUCAGAGAUCCUGUGUGCUGCUCUGUGGGGAGUAAAUUUACUGGUGGGGACGGAGAACGGGUUAUGGCUGCUGGACCGAAGUGGACAAGGAAGGGUUUACUCGCUGAUCACAAGGAGACGAUUCCAGCAAAUGGAUGUUCUGGAAGGACUCAAUGUGCUAAUCACCAUAUCAGGCAAAAAGAAUAAGCUGAGGGUGUAUUAUUUAUCCUGGCUGAGAAACAAGAUUUUGCGCAACGAUCCAGAGGUGGAGAAGCGGCAAGGCUGGGUGUCUGUGGGAGACCUGGAAGGCUGCGUGCACUACAAAGUCGUGAAAUAUGAGAGAAUCAAAUUUCUUGUUAUUGCUUUGAAAAGCUCUGUGGAGGUGUAUGCUUGGGCUCCAAAGCCCUAUCACAAAUUUAUGGCUUUUAAGUCAUUCACUUCACUUCAUCACAAACCGCUGUCAGUUGACCUGACAGUUGAAAAUGGACAAAGAUUAAAAGUGAUCUAUGGCUCCCAAGUGGGAUUUCAUGCUAUCGAUGUGGACUCUGGGUCUGUGUAUGACCUGUACUUGCCAACUCAUAUCCAGGGGACUAUCCACCCACAUGCCAUUAUUAUCCUCCCUAAUACCAAUGGAACAGAACUUCUACUCACCUAUGAAGAUGAAGGAGUCUACAUUGAUAUAUAUGGGCACUUCACAAAGGAAACUGUUUUACAGUGGGGAGAAAUGCCAGCAUCUGUAGCUUAUCUUCAGUCUAACCAGGUCAUGGGUUGGGGAGAGAAGGCUAUCGAACUGCGUUCCGUGGAAACAGGAAAUUUGGAAGGUGUAUUUAUGCACAAGAAAGCACAGAAGCUAAAAUUUCUAUGUGAAAGAAAUGACAAGGUUUUCUUUGCAUCUGUACAAUCUGGAGGCAGCAGUCAAAUUUACUUUAUGACACUUGGACAAAACGUCCUAUUCAACUGGUAAAUCACAUCAGAAUGAAGGAUGCUUUGAUGGUUACCAGUAGAUACAAGCAGUGUGAAAUGCUGGAAGGUUAUACACUUAAAUUUGCACUUUUUACCUACAAGAAUCUGGUCAUUAUUAAUUUAUCAAAAUUCAUAUUCCUAAAGUUGUUCAAGAAUGCCAUUUUCUUGUCAAACUAUUGCAAAUAUGUUUAGUUCUAUCUUUUAAAAAUAUGGUGCAAAUCAAGACUGAAUUCACAAUGUAGCAAAGAGCAACUGUCAUGGAAAAUGUAGCCAAUAUAACAGGUUGCUUGUACUCUGAAAAGCGUACAAUUUCUUUUGCACAAAUAUUUUAAUUUUAUUAUUUUGAACUUGAGUCUCUCUCUAUGGACAGCAAUAUCUAUAUGUAGAUUUAUAGUAUAAAGUACACAAAUAUGUUA
This is a messenger RNA of Chelonoidis abingdonii (Abingdon island giant tortoise), 4449 nucleotides long. Lineage: Eukaryota; Metazoa; Chordata; Testudines; Testudinidae. The record is from RefSeq and is a predicted model, not a curated record.